Messenger RNA from Dryobates pubescens (Downy woodpecker), 952 nucleotides. It is a transcript of the gene OCIAD2, whose product is annotated as OCIA domain containing 2. NCBI's taxonomy places the organism in Eukaryota, Metazoa, Chordata, Aves, Piciformes, Picidae. The transcript has 8 exons. The record is from RefSeq and is a predicted model, not a curated record. Gene Ontology annotation, cellular component: mitochondrial inner membrane. Bases 195 to 647 code for a protein of 150 amino acids.
GUGCCGUCCCGGGCCGUCCUCUUCCCCUUCCUCCACUGGUCCGGUGCGAGGUGAGCGCUGCCCAGGGAGUCGGUCCGUCGCCAGCUAUCUUCAGUGCCGCAGCCCCAGUGAGCGCGGCAGAAAGACACAGCCUAGCAUAAACCAUACACGUUUCUGGUGUCCAAGAUCAGAGGCAGAAUACAAGAAAAGAGACAAUGGCUUCUGAAACCAUCCCACAGGAACCUCAGACAUCUCCACCAAAGCAAGCUAGAUGGCCUGGAUGGCCAAUGUUCUAUUGUCCCAAAUCCCAAAUCCAAAACAGUGGAGAAAUUGCAAGGAUCCGUGAAGAAUGCAGAAGUGAAAGUUUCUGGUACAGAGCUCUUCCUUUGUCUCUUGGGAGCAUGCUUGUCACCCAGGGGCUGGUCUCAAAAGGCAUUUUCUCAGCAAACCCAAGAUUUGGUGCAUUUCCAAAGAUGGCAAUUGCUGGUGUCUUAGGCUAUGCCAUUGGGAAGAUGUCAUACUUUGGAGAAUGCCAAAAGAAGUUUGAGAAAAUUGGUAUUGUACCAUGGGGUCCACCAAAAAAAAGGCAUUGCAAUCAUACUUGCAAAGAGUGUGAAGCAAAAGUGGGAUCAGCUGCAAAAGAAGGUUCAAUUCCUUCAGCAUCUUAGACACAGAUAUGCAGAAGAUGAUAAUAAUCUUAUGGGCCAGCUUCUUCCUUCAGAAUGUUUCUGGAUCAGCUUCUUGCAAGGCUUGAUUCUGCUGGGAAGAAAUAACAACUUCAGUUUGGUGUAAAUCAGCUUCUUUGAAGUAGUUGCAUAAUGGUUCAUAGUUCUGCUCACAGUAAAUACCAAUUCCUUGUAAUGCACUUUUUGGGUUAUUUCCUGCCCUUCACUGCAAUUUAGCUCUUAGUGCAAAAGAAUGGGAUUUGUCUGUUGUAAUUAAAUGCUGGCAAUACCUCAUGGAGCAAGAAAAA